This is a messenger RNA of Penicillium bovifimosum, 915 nucleotides long. Its product is annotated as mitochondrial 37S ribosomal protein uS10m. Gene Ontology annotation, biological process: translation. The transcript is spliced from 4 exons. Gene Ontology annotation, cellular component: small ribosomal subunit; mitochondrion; ribosome. The record is from RefSeq and is a predicted model, not a curated record. The coding region runs from base 1 to 915 and encodes 304 amino acids. Lineage: Eukaryota; Fungi; Ascomycota; Eurotiomycetes; Eurotiales; Aspergillaceae. Gene Ontology annotation, molecular function: structural constituent of ribosome.
AUGUUUUCAUACACACGCUCCUUGAUUGGAGCGAGCAAGCGCCUUGGGGUGCCUGUGCCAUUCCGCUCUCUAUCAACCCCAUCCCAGCCAACUCCGCCGGAGCAAGAGAAGACACCCAUUCAAGAUCCAACACCGGAACCUACACCAAUCGUUUCCACAGAAGCUGCCUCUGUGACCCCGACCCCAGCUGCCACCACCCCUGCGUCGACCGUUCCCGUGGGGUCGACGGAAGCGGAACAACCAUCCGACCUUGCCGUGAAAGAAUGGUCCGAACGGUUAGGAGCAUUCGGCGACAAGAACCGAUUGCCGCGAAGUGUGCAAGCCAUAUACCUACGGCCCUUGCGGAGGAAGGCGGAAUAUGGCCUUCCCGUUUGUGAUCUUCAGUUGCGAUCUUACAGCGUCCGUAAUGUGGAGUUCUUCGCGGACUUCGCCAUCCGUGCCGCUUAUUAUCUCAACCUCCCUGUGUCCGGACCCGUGCCUCUCCCUCGCAUUGUCGAACGCUGGACUGUACCCCGGAGUAAUUUCGUGCACAAGAAGAGCCAGGAAAAUUUCGAACGAAUCACACUUCGCCGGCUAAUUCAGAUCAAAGAUGGAAACCCACAAGCGGUGCAGGCUUGGCUUGCGUUCCUCCGGAAGCACGCGUUCUAUGGAGUUGGUAUGAAGGCAAAUGUCUGGGAGCAUGAUAGUCUAGGUAUGGUUACGAUCUCCAUCCGGAUGGCGUCUUCAAUGAUCGAGUCACUGACCAUCGAUUGUAUAACAGAUGCUGGCAAGGCCAUGGACGCAUCUGUUGCCGAAGUGGAAGAAUCCCUUCGUCCAGAGCUUGCUCAAUUCGGUCAGCGGAAAGACAACACAGCCCCUGGCACAAUAUUCGAUACUUUGAACAAUGAGCGAUUCACAGAGCGCAAGAGUCUAUAG